Halichondria panicea is the source of this 1045-nucleotide messenger RNA. Its product is annotated as indolethylamine N-methyltransferase-like. NCBI's taxonomy places the organism in Eukaryota, Metazoa, Porifera, Demospongiae, Suberitida, Halichondriidae. Gene Ontology annotation, molecular function: N-methyltransferase activity. Bases 104 to 907 code for a protein of 267 amino acids. The transcript is spliced from 3 exons. Gene Ontology annotation, cellular component: cytosol. The record is from RefSeq and is a predicted model, not a curated record.
GUAUUUUAUCUUAUUGAAUUAUUGUCAAAGAACAGAAAAAAGAGUGCUAUUCACCUCUCAUAAGUACUAUACUAUACUGGGUCUGACAUUGAAGCUGUGGGAUAUGGAGGAUCAAGAAGUACUGUCGUACAGAGAGGAGACUAACCUCCACUUCAAUAGUAAGGCUUAUCUUCAGCGAUUCACCGAUCCGCAUGACCUGUGGUAUCAUGCUGCAAUUCUCAAAUGUUGGCACACAUUCUAUCAGGAGCAUGGCAAGGAGUUUGACCCCACAAAAACAUCAAUGCUUGAAUUUGGUGGGGGCCCAACAGUGUGGGAUCUGAUCAGUGUUACACCAUUCGUUAGCAGCAUCACCUUCACUGACUUUGCGGACACCAGCAGGACAGAAAUACAAUUGUGGAAAAGCAAGAAUCCUGAUGGUCACAACUGGAAACCAUAUAUUGAGUAUGUGGUGAGAACACUCGAAGACAAUAAUGACCCUAAUGCUGUUAACCUCCGUGAGCAAGAAAUCCGGGACAAGAUUCAUCAAUUGGCCCCCUGUGAUGCUAGAGCUGACAAGCCCCUUGGUGAUAAUAUCCAAGAGGAGUUUGACAUCAUCCACACUAAUCUUUGUCUGGAGGCAGUAUGUGAUGAUAAGGAAACUUUCUAUCGUUAUCUUAAGAAUGUGUGUCAAUAUUUGAAGCCUAAAGGAUGUAUGCUUAUUGUCACUGCCUGUGAAUGUCAUUCGUACCAAUGUUGGAAGGGGGAAGAUAAUCUGCACGCCCUUUACCUUGAGUCUGAGGACCUUGACAUGGCUUGCAAGACAGCUGGUUUGACCGUGCUGAAAAAACACAUUGUACAAGAUGCUUCUGCAGUCAACGCCACCAGUAACUCGAAGUAUUAUCAGUUCACUGUUGCCCAAAAGAACUGACUAUAAUUGAUUUGCCAAGUUUAUAAAAAGGACCUCUUUUACUAACAAGCAUGCACUCUUACUAAAAUAAUGUGCACUGUUAUUACAAUGCUAUGUAUACUUGAAUUAUUAUCAGUAUACAUUAUUUGAACCACAGAA